This is a messenger RNA of Folsomia candida, 4243 nucleotides long. RefSeq lists its product as uncharacterized. The record is from RefSeq and is a predicted model, not a curated record. Bases 384 to 1037 code for a protein of 217 amino acids. The transcript is spliced from 2 exons. NCBI's taxonomy places the organism in Eukaryota, Metazoa, Arthropoda, Collembola, Entomobryomorpha, Isotomidae.
ACAUUGAACUAUGGGCCAUAGCUGGAAUUAGUCAGGGAAGUCUGGCAAACCUCGGCGACAAACUGACUUUGGCAAUAUUAGUCCAUAUACAUAUUCCCGUAGUCCGACACUCAUUCUCUGGUCCACCCUUGGCCCAUACAUGAAUAUCCAAGUCUGGCUUGAGUCCUAAAUAGUGAGUCUGGCCCAAAGCAUUCUGUCCAAACUUUCCCCAAAGUAAGAAAUUCAUCUGUGGGCCAGAGUCGCCCCAUAGUUUGCAUCCCAAAGUCUGGCAACAUUGCGGCAGUUAUUAUCCGGCCCACUUUGGGGAAACAUCUGAGCAUUAUUUCAUCUUUUUGUCAACGGACAACAUUAUUUUGGCUCCUUCAGUCAUUAUUUCUCGCACCAUGGCCAUUAGUAUUUCGAAAAAAUUUUGUGUUGUGCAAUUUCUAAAAGAAAAUUCUUUUGCUGCCGUCCCCUCUAAAUGGAUCAUUGAAGAAGAAGGAAACUUGAUGUGCAGGUGGCCAAGAGGGACACAACUAUUAGAUUUAAUUAAGAAUCCUGAUAGCAUUCCUAAGAAAACGUGGAAGAAACUAGGAAUCAAAUUAUUCCGGUCCUUCGGUAGUGAUGAAUACGAGUUAGCAAACUUCAAUGUCGACCAGGCCAAAGUAAUUAGUGGAGGCGAGAGUCAAAGUGGUUCGCUGUCCAGCGACAAAGACGAGGUCAACGAAACGGUCGGAGUUAAGAAAACAAAUAAUAUAAUAUCGACUGAUCUGUCCGUUUCUUCAUUAACUGCUCCACCGCUAGGUAAUUUAAUUGCAGCCUUAUGUCAUAAUUAUGGUUGUGCUAAUUUUAUUGUCCCGAUAGAUUUUAAUCAAGAUUUGGAACUCAGUCCUGUCAGCCCUACCACUUCAAACAAUUUACAGGAACCAGUGAUUUUGGUGGAUGACCAGAGAGAAGGUUUUACACAAAAUGGUGAUAAUAACUCUCAAAAUGCACCUGAUUUGUCUACUCCAAUUUUAAUUCAAACCCUUCCUUCAGAUUCUGACAAAGGUAGUUAAAUAAUAAAUUGGCAUGCUUUAUGUACAUAUUUAGUUGUCAAUUAACGUAAAAAUAAAUUCUACAGUGUUUCAAGAGACCGUGAUAAAACUUUUGGUGGAUCUCAAGACUGAAGUUGCUGUCCUCUCAAGUAAAUUGGCAUCUCUAACUACUGUGAAUAACCUACACAAUGGCGACGAGGUGACCUUUAACUUGCCUAUACUAACAUCUUCAAAAUUUCGAGAAUCAAUUGAAUGAACCAACUGCGAAAAGGAGCUUAGUAAGUUGACAUACUUAUAUAUUGCGAAAUAGGAAUUGCAUUUAAUUACACUUUUAUUUCCUAUUUAUUUGUAAAUAUUUUUAAAAACAUUUAAACAUUUAAAAACAUUAAAAACAUGUAAAACAUUUUUAGAUAUUUGUGUUCUAAUAGUUAUUAACUUUUAUUCUAGUUGAUCAAACUCGUUGAAAUUGGAGGAUUGGAUUUACACGAAACGACUACACGGACGCUGGCUUAUGUCUUUGGUCAGCCAAUUGCAGAAAAAACCUCCAAAACAGGAAAGGGCUUAAACGAGUACGCAUUUUUGAAAUUAAAGUGCUCAACCAUAAUAAUUGGUAGGUAUAACAUUUUCUACACGUUUGUUAAUAAAAUUAUCCAAAUUAAACAUGUACUAAUUAUCUCGUAUCUUAGAUGCUAUUCUUCACAACUCUAAUUGUGCCCUCAAAACAAGGAAAGACGUAGAAGUUGAAGUUGAGAAAUGGUUCAACGGUGCAAGGGACAGAGACGGUGGAAGAGAACGACGCCGUAAAAUUCCCCCCGGUGCCGUGGUUCCAGAUAAUUAAUUAGAAUGGACUCCUCAAGAUCAACUCGGUAUAGAAGAAAACGGAAAUUAGUUGAAAAUAUCCUUCAUAAUAUUCGACACCCAGUGCCAAAUUUACUUCUUACAUUACCUAUUAAUUAUAAUUUAUCAUCAAGUACUGAAAAUCAUAGUAGUAGCCCAGAUAGCGUAGCCCAAUAUUUGCCUGGUUUAAAUGACUUCCAGGGGGAUAGUUUGGAGUCGACAAAUUUAGAUAAUAGUUCUCAAAUAGUUAGUUCUUCUGACGAUAGUGAUGAGGGGGUGUCAGAUAUUGAAUCAGAAAGUUUAUGUGAAGCGUUUAGAGACUGGAGUUUAAACCAUAAUAUAACACAUAUUGCCACAAAAGAUCUGUUAAGUAUAAUUAAUGAAAAAUGUGGCGUGACCAUCCCUAGGGAUUCAAGAACUUUAUUAGGCACACCCACUUCAACCAAAAUAAGAGAAAUGGGUCAAGGGCAAUUCCACUACUUCGGAAUUAAAUCAAUUCUUCAAAAAUGUAUUUCUAGCGGUUGUAUAUCUGAAUCAGAUUUAAGUAUUUCACUUGGAAUUGAUGGAUUGCCAAUUAGUAAAAGUGGCCGUAGUCAGUUUUGGCCGAUUAUUUGCAAAAUUCAUCAAAGUAAAUGUAAUAACUUAGGCAUUGUUGCUCUGUAUUUUGGACAAACGAAGCCUGCAAGUUGCGCUGAGUAUUUAAAAGAUCUUUGCUCAGAACUUAAUUCAUUUCAAGCUGGUACACAAUUUUUAGGCAAAUUAUUUAAAAUUAAAAUUCAUGCUAUUAUAGCAGACGCACCUGCUAGAGCUUUUAUAAAACAAUGUAGUCCAUAUAACGCUUAUUACGGCUGUGAAAGGUGCGAACAAAAGGGAAAAUGGUUAGGAAAAGUGGUUUUUCCUGAACAAAAUGCUGUAUUGAGGACAGACGAGGAUUUCAAAUUAAGGUCUCGUCAUGAACAUCAUCAGGGUAUAUCACCAUUAGCAGAUUUAAAUUUUGGAUUGGUAUCGCAGAUACCAAUCGAUUAUAUGCAUUUGGUGUGCCUUGGUGUCGUAAAACGUUUAUUACAUAUGUGGGUCAAGGGUCCUCUCCCAUACAAACUCCAUAACAAUUUGAUAUCUAAAAUAAGUUGCAAUUUAGAACGGUAUAUUGCAUAUGCGCCCACAGAUUUUUCGAGGAAACCGAGAUGUAUUAGAGAGGUAGACCAUUACAAGGCCACAGAGUUUCGACAAUUUUUGAUUUAUACAGGCCCAGUGUGUUUGUUUAAUAUUUUGCCUUUAAACAAAUAUAAUCAUUUUCUAUUGCUUCAUGUAGCAAUUCGAAUUUUGUUAUCAAAUUCUGCUCAGGAUAUCAGUUGGAACAAAUAUGCUGACCAACUUUUGCGUAUGUUUGUUUUUCAGUACCCUUCACUAUAUUCAAAGGAUUUGGUUACAUAUAAUGUACAUUCAUUAAUUCACCUUAGUAAUGAUGCUAUAAAAUUUGGAAAAUUAGACAAUAUAAGUGCAUUUCCAUUUGAGAAUGAGAUGCAAUAUAUUAAACGAACAUUACGGUCCAAGCGUCAUCCAAUGCAGCAAAUGAUUAAUAGAAUUCACGAGAGGCAAAAUAUUCACAAAAGUAAAAUCCCAGUAAUUUAUAAAGGUCCUGGGUUUAGUUUAAAAUCUAGUUCCGUCGUUACUUGCAAGAAAGGGAACAAUGUGGUCCUCUUGAAUAGUGGUGAGUGUGUAUUAAUUAAUUAUAUUAAUAAUGAUAUAUGUGAGGGGUUUAAAUUUAAAACAGUUAAAAGCUUGUAUGAUCAUCCCUGUCAAAGUCAGAACGUACACAUGUACUUAUGUGCAGAUAUUGACACAAACAAGAUACAAUUUAAAAAUAGUUGUGUAAAGUCAAAAUGUUAUAUGAUUCCUCAUUUAGAAUUGGACACAUUUGUGUGUGUCGCGCUACUUUAAUUUAUGUUCUUUUAGUGUAUCUAAUUAAUUUUGUUAAAUGUUAUUCAUAAUUUUUGUAUGUAGCUUACGCUUAAUUUAAUUCAAUAAGAAAUAAAAACAUAUAUGAAGGAUAUAUAUAGUAUAUAUUUCUCUGGCAUUCGAUUGGCACAUCUCUGGCUGACAUAUGGCAUAUGAAGCGAACCCCCAGGCCGAAGUAUGCGUCACUUCUGGGAUUACUUCGGCGGUUGAUAUGGGCCAAAGUUGGACCAGUCGCGAACCAUAGAUGGUCAAUCUCUGGCUAUUCCUUGGCCCUGUGUUAGGCUAAGUGCGGCCCAUCUCUGGCCGACAUCUCUGGCACAUAGCUUUCCCCGAGGUCAAAUCGGGUUCUAGGCCAGACUUCACCCACUUGCAUGGGCCAUACAUGGGCCAAAGAUAAAAUGUUUAUGGGGAAGGCAUGGCGUUAAACUUAA